Synchiropus splendidus (mandarinfish) is the source of this 899-nucleotide messenger RNA. Its product is annotated as tubulin polymerization-promoting protein family member 3-like. The coding region runs from base 149 to 685 and encodes 178 amino acids. Gene Ontology annotation, cellular component: microtubule. Gene Ontology annotation, molecular function: tubulin binding. The transcript has 4 exons. Lineage: Eukaryota; Metazoa; Chordata; Actinopteri; Syngnathiformes; Callionymidae. The record is from RefSeq and is a predicted model, not a curated record. Gene Ontology annotation, biological process: microtubule polymerization; microtubule bundle formation; positive regulation of protein polymerization.
CUCCUACUUCCGUGCUCAUGCCAAGAUCCUCCAGCAUCAUUGUGUCUGGGAGUGGCAGCACGGAGGAGAGGACGGGCCAGCAGACCAGUCAGUGCCAGUCAAGAUUGCUCAAGAUAUCUUCAUUCCGUAAAAACAAAACAACAGCAGGAUGGCUGAGAACACCGUGUCAGACAUUGAGACGUCCUUCAGGAAGUUUGCCGUCCACGGUGACAGCAAGGCGACGGGAAAAGAGAUGAAUGGGAAGAACUUUGCAAAGCUGUGCAAGGACUGCAAUGUCAUCGACGGGAAACACGUCACCACCACAGACGUCGACAUUGUGUUCAACAAAGUCAAGGAGAAGUCUGCUCGCGUGAUCACCUACGAGCAGUUCAACACUGCGAUGGAGGAGCUAAGUCUGAAACGUUUCAAAGGUAAAAGCAAGGACGAAGCCAAGGAACUGAUCAACGGCCUCAUUGCUGGGAAGGAACCUGCCAAUGCUGGCGUCACUAGAGCGACAAAGGCCGGCGCAGUGGACAGACUGACGGACACCAGCAAGUACACUGGAGCUCACAAGCAGCGGUUCGACGAGUCGGGGAAAGGGCGAGGAAUUGCUGGACGUGAAGACAUUAAAGAGAACACAGGCUACGUUGGUGCUUAUAAGGGCAGCGGCACCUACGAUGACAAAGUCAAGGAGGGCAAGUCGUAGCUGAUGGUGACAGAAUAUUCAUCAACAUCUACAGUAUUUCCAGAGUAGAAAGCUAAAUAAAGACGCAAAAGACAGAGGUUUAUUACUAAUACGGACUCAUUAAAUUAACCCAAUGACGAAUGAAAUGCAGUUUGUGUGAAGAAAAACAUUUGCAUGCUAUUUGUGAUAAUUAUUGUAUUGAGUGAGUCGUGUGAGACAACUAAUGUAAAUUAAA